AGUGAGCUGCGCGAUUUAGAAUCUAAAUUGCGGGAGGCCUACGUGGCUAAGACCCAGUUGGCUCAAAUUGCUGAGAAGCGUGCGUUGAUCUACGAUCAAAUGGUGGAAGAGGCACAGGCUACACGUGCGUUGUUCGAAUCCAUGGGCGAUGAGAAAACUAUGCUGGCCGAGGAAGAGCACAGACGUCGUGUGGAGCAAGAAAGAUUGCGUAAUCAGUUGGAAGAACAAUUGCGGGAUCAGGAGAAAGCCCGAAAACAAGCUUACGAAGAGUUUCUUCGUGAUAAACGAAUGAUUGAUGACGCGGUGAAGCGUAUUCAAGACGAGGAUAAGUGUGAGAUGGAACGUCACAUGGCACGGAAAGAAAUGACCAAACAAAUGAUUGCGCAACAUCAGGCCGAACAGCAAGCUCACAGACAGGCAGAAUUGGAAAAAUUACGCGAGGAAGAAAAAGUUAUGCAAGAGUAUCAAUUACGGAAAGAUGCGGAACUACAAGCGGUGGCUGAGGAAAAGAAAACACGCCAAGCAGCCAUCGACAGGCUCCAGGCACGUCUCGGUGCUGAACUGUUGGAGAAAGAAGCUUCACGACGUGAAUUGGAAGAAAUUCGUCAAACUUUGUUACUCGAGGAAGAAGCCGCACGAUAUCGGGAGGCGGAACAACACGCUGAAGAAAAGAAACGACAAAAUCAGCAACGAUUACAAGCGGACUAUGAAGCGCAAUUGCUCAAAAAACGGGAACAACAACAACUUGAAGCGAUGGAAGAUCAUCGAGUCCGCGAGAUGUUGACUCAUCAGUUCCGACUGGCCGAAGAGAAAGCUCAACUCGAAACAGAACAGCGACGUCAAAAGCAAAGAGCCCACGCUGAAGCCACUCGUCAGUUGCUGAUUGAUCGACGAGCACGUUUGGAAGCGGAGUGUCGGCAAGCAAAAGAGGAACUGGAACGCGAAUCUGAACGUACCAAAGCGGAACAACGAAUUAUGGAAGAAGAACGGGUUCGGUUGUUACGUGACCACGUCCCCGAACUCUUGGGCUAUUUGCCACGGUCCCUAAGUCUCUAUACUCCACCAGUCUCGGAAAAUAGUAGCACAUCCGUGUUGUCCAAUGGAACGCUGUCUGCCUCUCCGGUCGGCCAUAGCCAGGCAAAAGAUGAUAACACAGGUAUUUUGCUCAAUGUGCAUUAG
Messenger RNA from Echinostoma caproni, 1179 nucleotides. The record is from the annotation of a GenBank genome assembly. Lineage: Eukaryota; Metazoa; Platyhelminthes; Trematoda; Plagiorchiida; Echinostomatidae.